AUGAAGCUUGGAGAAACAUUUCCUGCUUUUUCGGCUACGACAAACCUCGGCAAGAUUGAGAACUUUCAUGAGUGGAUGGGUGACAACAGUUCCUUACCUAAGAGUGGGAAUCUGGGAAAUUGGAAACGCUUGAUAAACCUCAAUUUCAGCUGGGCAAUCUUGUUCUCGCAUCCAGCCGAUUAUACACCCGUUUGCACGACUGAGCUGGCUCGAGCAGCUCAGCUGGCGGAACAGUUCCAUGAUAGGAAUGUACAGAUGAUCGCAUUAAGUUGCGAUUCAGCUGAGUCGCAUCGAGGCUGGAUCAACGAUAUCGUAGCGUACGCGAACACUCCGGUUAUCACGAGCGAGAGCUUCCCAUUUGAAAUAAUCGCAGAUGAGGAUCGAUCGCUGGCGACAGCGUUGGGUAUGCUUGAUCCAGCGGAAAUGGAUAGCAAAGGAAUGCCACUCACAGCUCGCGCUGUUUUUAUAAUUGAUCCCAAAAAGCAACUUCGUGCACAGAUACUCUAUCCAGCCACAACGGGGAGAAACUUCGAUGAAAUUCUGCGCAUAAUCGACUCCAUGCAGCUAGCUGAUCGUCUGCCGGUUGCGACUCCCGAGGGUUGGAAAGGUUUGGCUGAGUCAUGUAUGGUUCAACCAAAUGUUCCUUCGGACAAAGCGGAUGAACUGUUUGGCAAGGUGAACACAAUAUCGCUCCCCAGUGGAAAGUCUUAUCUUCGCAAGGUGGACCUUGUUGACUGA
This is a messenger RNA of Haemonchus placei, 738 nucleotides long. NCBI's taxonomy places the organism in Eukaryota, Metazoa, Nematoda, Chromadorea, Rhabditida, Trichostrongylidae. The record is from the annotation of a GenBank genome assembly.